Messenger RNA from Toxorhynchites rutilus septentrionalis, 3003 nucleotides. RefSeq lists its product as uncharacterized. The coding region runs from base 1 to 3003 and encodes 1000 amino acids. The transcript has 3 exons. The record is from RefSeq and is a predicted model, not a curated record. NCBI's taxonomy places the organism in Eukaryota, Metazoa, Arthropoda, Insecta, Diptera, Culicidae.
AUGCAUUCUAACGCCGUAUGUGACAUCUGCGACCGCGCAUUGGACACUGACUCCAUUGUCGUAGUCGGCGACUAUAAUCUCCCAUACUUAUCAUGGACGUUCGACGAGGACAUAAACAGUUAUUUGCCUAGUAACGCCUCCACGGAAGCCGAACUUGUGUUCACGGAAACAAUAGCUGCAUCUGGACUCCAUCAAAUCAACACGCUUCGCAACUCGAACAAUAGGAUUCUCGACUUAGCAUUUGUUAACGAUAGUUGCAAUGCCGAAAUCAUCGAGCCACCCUUUCCUCUUUUGAAACUUGACGCUCGUCAUAAACCUUUUGUUCUCCGUAUUCAACUCGACGUGUGUUCUCAGCAAGUUCCUGAUGAUUCUUGUGACGAUCCCGAUUUUGACUUCAAGCGAUGUGACUUCACUGCACUGAACAACCUUCUUUCAGGUGUUGACUGGAACGAAAUCAUUGGCGCAGAGUCAACAAACUGCGCAACGGCAGUAUUCUAUGAAAAAGUUUACGAGAUCCUUCGCGAUAACGUUCCUCGCAAACGAAUAUGUCAAGCACCCAGUUUUAAGCACUCAUGGUGGACGUCGGAGUUGCGACGUCUCCGUAAUAGCGUCCGCAAAGCCCGAAAAGUUUACUUUCGAGAAAAAUCCAGUGACGCGAAAGAAAAGCUUAAGCUUCUUGAAGCGUGCUAUAGUGAGUGUCGAAUAGCAGCUUUUCGCUCUUAUACAGAUCGAAUUGAAUCGAAUUUGAAACAGAAUCCGAAAAGCUUCUGGUCGUAUGUGAAAAGUCGUAAAAGCGGAUCGCAUAUUCCGGAGAAUGUAUCGUAUGGUGACUUAACAGCUACCACCCCUGAAGAAGCGGCUAAUCUGUUCGCAAAUUUCUUCCGAAGCGUGCACAGUGAUGACCCACCAGCAUUCUCUGCAACAGAGUUUGACAACAUUUCGCCGCUAAACGUAAGUUUGCCACCGUUAACCAUCACGCCGAAUGAUGUUCUUUCAGCUCUGAAGAAACUUGACAUCUCCAAAGGCGCUGGUACCGAUCGUUUGCCUCCAACUUUCCUAAAAGAGUGUGCCGAAUCUCUGAUGACUCCGCUCAGCUUCAUCUUCAACCGUUCGCUGAUUGAACGAUCGUUCCCAACUAUGUGGAAGACGGCUUCGAUUACUCCCGUGCAUAAAUCGGGUGGUACUCACAUAGUCGACAACUAUCGUGGAAUUUCCAUCCUUAGCAUAGCAAAAGCAAAAGUUUUCGAAGAUAUUAUUCACGCAGUCCUCUACAAUGCAGCACGCCCGCUUAUAUCUGACGCUCAACAUGGAUUCGUGAUGAAAAGAUCAACUGUCUCGAACCUUAUGUGCUACACAACAUCACUCGUGGAGCAAAUGGACAAGCGUUGCCAGGUGGACUCUAUAUAUUUCGACUUUUCGAAGGCGUUCGACAAGGUGCCUCAUGGUCUUGCCAUUCGAAAGCUUAAUCAUCUGGGACUUCCAAGCUGGAUAACAGAAUGGCUCAGUUCGUACCUGGCUGGAAGAGAAGCAUUUGUGAAAAUUGGAAACGCUCGCUCACGUAUGUAUAGCAUCCCCUCAGGAGUUCCUCAAGGUAGUAUUCUCGGCCCUCUCAUUUUCAUUCUAUUUGUAAAUGACCUCACCGGAUGUCUGAAAUCUGGAAAGCUAUUGUACGCUGACGAUCUUAAAAUGUACAGGACAAUUCACUCAGUUCUCGACUGUUGUGCUUUGCAAGCUGAUAUCGAUGAGCUCACUAGAUGGUGCUCAGCUAACGGAAUGCAGUUGAACAUAACGAAAUGCAAAUCAACUACUUUCACUCGCUGCCAAACUUCCAUCAGUUUCAACUAUAAAAUCGCCUCUAAUAACGUUGAACGCGUCAAUUGCAUCCGUGAUCUCGGUGUCAUCCUAGACAGCAAACUGAAGUUCGACGAGCAUAUCAGCACUACCGCCACGAAAGGGUUCGCAGUACUAGGAUUCAUUCGCCGAAACUCACUAACAUUUCAGGAUCCAUACACGCUGAAGACAUUGUAUUGUUCCCUAGUAAGGAGUAUCGUUGAAUAUGCAAGCUGUGUGUGGUCUCCCUAUCACGCAACGCAAAUGUUACGCAUUGAGAAAGUGCAGAAAAGCUUUAUACGUUACGCGCUACGGGGUCUUCCCUGGAACGAUCCGUCUAACCUCCCCGAUUAUGCAAGCCGCUGUAGACUGAUCGAUAUUGAAACCCUACAGUCAAGGCGAACGAAAACCCAACGCCUGUUUGUGUUUGACAUGUUGACCGGCAACAUGGAUUGUUCAGAGCUGAUACAGAAUGCACGAAUCUACGCUCCAUCUAGACGUCUCCGAGGCAGACAACUCCUAGCGAUCCCUCCAUGCAGGACCACCUACGGUCAAAACAGUCCUCUACUUAAAUGUUUCCGAAGAGCUACGGUCAUUCGAAAAAAAAGCUGCCAGUUCGGGCAAGACGGACGCAUUAAGAUGCCUACAAAUUACAAGCGCAAGAGUAACCGGCAGUCAUGGACCGCUCAGCAGUUGGAACAAGCCAUUAAGGCUGUAAAAAGUGGAUCGCCGGUGAAGACAGCAGCAAGAAGUUACGCAAUUCCAAGAUCCACACUGAUUCGCCACCUCACAAGUCCAACUGUAUCAACUCGGCUAGGACCUCUUGAUUCCGUAUUCAAUUCUCAACAAGAAGAGGAGCUGGUACAACAUCUGUUGGAUUUGGAAAAGAGGUUCUAUGGAAUAACGAUGACUAUUGUUCGAAAGCUUGCUUUUGAUCUGGCCGAAAAAAAUGGAUUGCCACACCCGUUCAACAAGUCUACCAAGAUGGCUAGAAAAGCUUGGCUAAGCAAUUUUCUGAAACGAAAUCCCAAAUUGUCGUUCCGUAAACCUGAAGCUACCUCUGCCGCCCGAGCCAGAGGCUUCAAUAAGCCAGCAGUAUCUGCGUUUUACGAUUGGCUGGAAGAAGCGCUGAAAGAUCCCAAAUUGACGCCAGAUCGUGUUUUGAACCGAUGA